Messenger RNA from Rotaria sp. Silwood2, 438 nucleotides. NCBI's taxonomy places the organism in Eukaryota, Metazoa, Rotifera, Eurotatoria, Philodinida, Philodinidae. The record is from the annotation of a GenBank genome assembly.
AUGUGUGAAAAUAUUAAUCGUGAGAAUACGUCAGGAAAAUGCUUAUGUCCAUAUUGUUCAGGAAGUAUUGCAAGAGGACUUACAGCGAUUAAUGAUAAAAAUGUUUUUGAAUGUAAUCAAUUAGUUGAUAGUUAUGACAGUGUUAAACCAAAAAAUUUUAAUGAUUUAUCAACUAAACUGGAUUACCUGAAUCCUAUUCAAUGCUUUGAUAUACUUGAUAGAUUGUGCAGUAAAUAUUCAUCUACAGCGGAACAUUGGGAACUUGAUGAAUUAAUUCUCAAAUUUGUGGUUCGAUUUCGCAUUAAUGGUGGAUUUUUUAUUGCUCUUAAAGAACCUCAAGAUCGUAGACAACAUCUUUUACGACGACUUACUGAUUCAAUCUUGACAAAGAAAGAAAAUGUCGAAAAAGCUAAUCUAACACCAACUGACAUACACUAA